Messenger RNA from Leptopilina heterotoma, 2021 nucleotides. RefSeq names its product aminoacylase-1-like. Gene Ontology annotation, biological process: amino acid metabolic process. Gene Ontology annotation, molecular function: aminoacylase activity. The coding region runs from base 717 to 1916 and encodes 399 amino acids. NCBI's taxonomy places the organism in Eukaryota, Metazoa, Arthropoda, Insecta, Hymenoptera, Figitidae. The transcript is spliced from 6 exons. The record is from RefSeq and is a predicted model, not a curated record. Gene Ontology annotation, cellular component: cytoplasm.
CAAACUAUUAGUGUCUAGGUGUCUAACUAAAACUAAAACUUUAAAAAUUUCUUAAUAUAAAAAAGUAACAUUAAAGUGUUUAUUUAAUCUUGAUACUUUCUUAUGUUAUGACCUGUAACACGGGGCUGUAUUUUCUCUUUCCUAAAACUAGUAACAGACUAUCACAGGAAAUACUUCCCCUAUAAACUGGUCAUGACUGCAUUCCUUACGUAACAAUAGACAAAUAGCUUGACUUUCCCCAAAAGCAGGUACCAAAAGGACAGAUUCACUUUGACUUGCAUACGUGCAGCACGGUUUUCUCCGCUUCGUAAAGACAAGUGUAUUUUUGAACUGGCUGUUAAUUAAAUACAAAUAUCGUUUUUCUAGUUAUUUACUUAAUUAUUAAUUUGCCCGUCACAGAACGUUCUUUAGUAUUUUCGUUCCACAUUCCCUAAUUCUUUAUUUUAAAAAAAAUUACGUUAUUUUAUUUAAUCAGUUUUUAUUUCAUACAGAGUGCAUAAUACUGACAGAAUCAUUUGACGAGAAAAAAUAUUUGUCUUUAAUUUAAUCUUAUCUUGGUUUUAUUUCCCUAACGGAUCCCAGAAUAUGUGAUAAAUAUUAUAAAACAUACUCUCACUGUGUUUUUAUCGUUGUUACCUAAUAAUUACUUAUAAUACAGUUUGUAAGUUUAAUUAAUAAUUGUGUGUAAUAUUUUUAGACAACAGCGAAGAAGCAAAAUGUCUUCUGAUAAGAGUGCGCUAGAUGAGAGUGCAAUUGAAAAUUUUCGGAAAUAUUUAAAAAUACCUUCAGUUCAACCAAAUGUUAAUUAUGAUUCUUGUGUAGACUUUGUACGUGAACAGGCAGAAUCUUUGGGACUGCCUGUGAAUGUUUAUGAACCAGUUUUGAAGAAACCAAUAGUAGUUAUAACUUGGGAAGGUUUAGAGCCUGGCUUACCUUCAAUUCUUCUAAACGGUCAUAUGGAUGUCGUUCCUGUCUAUGCUGAAAAAUGGAAGCACCCACCUUUCGAUGCACAUAUGGAUGAAUCGGGAGACAUUUACGCUCGCGGAUGUCAAGACAUGAAAAAUCUAAGUAUCCAAUUUGUGGAAGCUAUUCGAAGAUUGAAAUUAAAUGGUGUCCGACUGAAAAGAACAAUUCACGUAUCAUUUGUUCCGGAUGAAGAAAUUGGCGGUGUUGAAGGUAUGAAAGCUUUUGUCGAUACCGAGGACUUUAAAAGCUUGAACGUUGGUUUUGCUUUCGAUGAGGGAGUCGUUUCUCCAUUGGAGUCGAUGAUUUUAUUUUACGGCGAAAGAUGUAAAUGGGAUGUUUGGAUUCACUGUACCGGUAAAUCAGGUCAUGGCAGUAUGAUGCACGAGGCAACGGCCGGAGAAAAAUUAUACAAAAUCAUCGAUAGUUUUAUGAAAUUUCGAGAAUCUGAAAAUAAUAAAUUGAAGACUUUGAAUUUGAAACCCGGAGAUGUGACGGCAGUUAAUUUAACAAUGGUUAAGGGAGGCGUACAAAUAAAUGUUAUUCCCGAGGAACUAUCGGUAGGAUUUGAUGUUCGUUUAGCUCCGGAUGUUGACCACGCGAAGUUUAGGGAACAGAUAGAGCAAUGGUGCAAAGAAGCUGGAGAAGGAGUUCAUUUUACUAUUAAAGGAGAUGGAUUCGUAGAGAGUACAAAAUUAGACGAUAGUAAUCCUUUCUGGAUGGCAUUUAAAAAGUCUUGCGAUGAUAAUGACAUUCAACUAGAACCUAUAAUUUGUCCAGGAGGGACAGAUGCUCGUAAUUUACGAAGGUUAGGGAUUCCGGCUCUUGGGUUUACCCCAGCAAACAAUACCCCUAUCCUACUUCAUCAGACUGACGAGCGCUUAAAUAAAGAUGUAUUCCUCAAGGGAAUCGAUAUCCUGAUGAAGGUUAUAGUUGCAGUCUCUAAUGUUUAGUUUAUUUUAUUCUUACUUAUAAAUAAAAAACGGAUAAAAAUAUAUUUAAUAUGUUGCAAUAAUGUACCUAUAGUUUUGAAAUAAAUAUUUUAGGUUCAAAAAUUA